UUCGUUUUUUUUCACCCUCGGAGAAAAAAAAGUUUCUCUCAUCCCGAAACGUUUGAUCGUGUGGUGUGGUGUACACCUGCACCCACCCUCUCCACUGGGGAUCCUGAUCAACGUGACUGUUUGAUAAGUAAAAUCAGCAGAAUGGCUUCACGCAAGAAGGGGAAAAAAGCGAAGAUGCAGACUGUCGCAUUGACAGAGUUUCUCGCUAGCAAUGGAGGUGCACCCACUAUUCCACUCAAGUCUACCAGUUGGGCUGAUGAUGUCGAGGAUGAGCAUGACGGUUAUCACUCACGCAGUAGCAAGGAGCCAAUCGUGCUUCCAACUGCUCCCAGAGCCGCUCGUGGCCCAGGGUGUGACGAUGAGAACAUACCUACGAGUCCACCCUUCGUAGCUUACGUCUCAAAUCUGCCUUACGACGUCAUCGAGGACGACCUUGCUGACUUCUUCGCUGAGAUGCAGGUGACGAACGUUCGUCUCCCCAAGGACUCCACGAAGCCCCGUGGCUACGGCUACGUGGAGUUCGACGACCGUGCCUCCCUGAUCGAGGCCCUGAACCUCUCCAACACGAUGAUAAAAACGAGACGCGUCAGAAUCGAGGUCUCCAACUCAAGUAACGACGAUCGUCGCGGGGGGAGAAUGGGAAUGGGGAGGGACAAUCGUCGCGACGGGUACGACGAUCCUGAGCGCACCUCUGGGGACUGGCGCAGCACACCCAGGGAGCAGCCCUCAGGGGGUGAGGACCGCUUUCGCUCUCGAGGAUUUGAUAACAGGGACGACAGGGAGGGGAGGAGCGACAGUGAUAACAAGCCUGGGGGGUGGAGGGAGGGAGAUCGCAGUACCUCGGCUUUCGGGGAGAGGAGAACCUUCAGAGAUGAUAAUCGAGGUGAACGCAGGGGGUUCGGGGAUGGAGAACGCAAGGGAUUUGGGGAUGGGGAACGCAGGGGAUUUGGGGAUGGGGAACGCAGGGGAUUUGGGGAUGGGGAACGCAGGGGGUUCGGUGAUGGAGAACGCAGGGGAUUUGGGGAUGGAGAACGCAGGGGAUUUGGGGAUGGGGAACGCAGGGGGUACGGCGGCGACAGGGAGGAGAAGGAACGUGACUGGUCGAGGGAGACCAACACUGGUGGACUCACUUCGUUCCCACCACGACGCAAUGAUCGAGAACGAUUUCCAGAACGUGACGAGGCACCAGCUAGUGAGCCACGUACACGACCUACUCUGAAUCUUCUCCCGCGCACUAAACCAAUCGAGACUAUCGUCAAAGAGGAGAAAUUUGCACCUCUACCGAAGGCUGAAGUCGUUGAUAAACCAGAGCCCAAACCAGCUACUAAUAUCUUUGGAGCUGCUAAACCAGUAGACACCACUGCUAGGGAACGUGAGAUUGAGGAACGUCUCGCCAAGAGCCAAGCAGAGAAGCCUAAAUCAGAGGAAGGGGAAUCCAAGCCGCAAGCUUGGACAAGACGCAAUGGGGAUGGACGUUCUGAACGCGAGAAAGAUAAACCCCGACCAACGUGGCGUUCAGAUGAAGAUAGAGCAGACAGAGGUAGGCACAUCGACAAACGCCAAGGUCCUCGGUCUCAAUUGUCUGGUCGUUCUGAGAGAGAUCAUCGCGGGGACUCCAGGGGCCCACCGACCUCGCGAACUGGGGGAACAAGUGCAAGACCUGCUGGAAGAUACAAUGAUUCUCGUGGACCACCAGAAAAGGACCGCAGAGACAGAGAAAAAGAGCGCGAACGUGAAGACAGAGAGGAGCCACCAAUGCCAAAGGCUUCAGAUGAGCAAGCUCCAAACUUUGUUGCUUCCAACAAAUUCUCCAUGCUGAAUGAGGACGUGGACACAGACGCAGCCGACGACUAGUCGACGAAAGCCCCCAGAAACAACAAGAAAAUGAUGAAAUUCUGUGCCACCAUCAAUGAUUAUUCGUCUAAAAACUACCCCAAUUAAUGAUUCCCCUUGCUUUCCCCGCAUAAUUGCAUGAUUCGAUGAUUCUCUCCCCCUCGACUCGCAAUUAUCCGCCUAAAAUCAUAUUUCUUUUCCUGUUCUCCUAUUGAUAAUCCCCAAUUUGUAUUUAAUGAAGGAAGGAAAAAAACAUUUUACAACUUUGAUUGAUAAAUCGUUCUGUACCGCUUUAUUUGUAUCCACGAUCGACAGUCGAUCCUCAUUUGCUGAUUCAUGAUUAAGGAAUAAAAAGAGAUGAUCAACGUAGUGGAGAAUCGAGAAUUUGGGACAAUUUUUAUUAUUAAUUUUGCGAAUAUCUGGAGUAAUUCAGUAGAAGAAGGAAAUAUGAGUUUGUUAAUUAGCGAAUUAUCUUGCUAAUGAGUCAUUUUACGAGAAAAUGUCAGAGGAACUUCUUGCGAAGAAUCAAAAUCUCUGCAAAAAAGGUCUAAAUGUAUUUUUCCCUCAAACCCUUCCUCUCGAAGAUAUUCGCGAAAUAGUGAAAAUGCAUUCCCUCUUUUCAGUUCUCUACUACUGAAUUAUUGGAUAGAUUAAAUAAUAUUGAGGCGUUGCAAUGUCCAACAACAAUUCCGGGUGAAACAACUAAAGUUUAUACUCAUCCGAUGUACAGUGGCUCUGAAGAAAUAAUUGUACAAUAAUGUGACUCGUGUUAACUGUAAUAUAACGAAAUACCCGAUUAUCUGUCGUGAACAAAAAAACUCGAGGAGAAUCUGGGGAAAUGGCAUUUCCAGAUUUUCCAGAGUUUGCAAUUGAUUAACUGAUUAUUUUGAGAGAACUCUUUUUUUAUUUCUUCUAGGGAACAAGUAUUUGUUCUCGUGAGUAACAGAACGAGUAAAUAUAUGGUAUAUAAAGGCUCUACAUGUUUUCAAAUAUUCAUAAUAUACGAGUUUUUAAAAAUGA
Molecule: messenger RNA, 2853 nt
Organism: Diachasma alloeum
Lineage: Eukaryota; Metazoa; Arthropoda; Insecta; Hymenoptera; Braconidae
Gene: eIF4B
Product: eukaryotic translation initiation factor 4B
Exons: 10
Coding region: 142-1854 (570 amino acids)
Molecular function (GO): RNA binding
Source: RefSeq, a predicted model, not a curated record